Messenger RNA from Eleginops maclovinus (Patagonian blennie), 10143 nucleotides. Its product is annotated as plexin-B2-like. The transcript is spliced from 43 exons. NCBI's taxonomy places the organism in Eukaryota, Metazoa, Chordata, Actinopteri, Perciformes, Eleginopidae. Gene Ontology annotation, biological process: regulation of cell migration; semaphorin-plexin signaling pathway involved in axon guidance. Gene Ontology annotation, cellular component: semaphorin receptor complex; plasma membrane. The coding region runs from base 603 to 6194 and encodes 1863 amino acids. The record is from RefSeq and is a predicted model, not a curated record. Gene Ontology annotation, molecular function: semaphorin receptor activity; protein binding.
CUCAAUCCUGAUUCUCCACACUUUAGUUGCGUAUCGCGCUGCAGAUCCGGCUGGAUGUGUGUGUCGCACUGGAUUCCAGAGAAACACACACUCCUGCAGCCAUUGAAAAAAACCUGAGUGUGUGUGUGCGUGUGUGAGUGUGUGCGUGCGUGUGUAUGACGGCGUGUGUGUGUGUGUGUGUGUUGCUUUAGUCAUGAAGUAUACACCUGAGCCAUGUAGUUAACCGGGUUCCUGGGCGUGGGAAGGACGCAGGACUUGUUUGUCGUUGGAAUAUUGUUGGACUUUACGCAGCGUAAAAAACACACGUUUCUUUUUGUAUGCGCCGGUUCGGUCACAGCAGGAUGUAAAUUUGGGAACUUUUCUCUGAAGGACCGCUGACACAGAGGACGGGUUUUUAUUUUGUAACUUUUCCAGCCUUUUUUUUUUGCUGUUGGGAGGAAUACAGGCAGAUCACACGGCUGCUCACUGAAGGAAAUCACAUCCAAAGGGAGGACAGUGAGGGGGUUCAUGUCAUCAGAGAUCAACAGGCCUGAACACUGAACAGGAUAGCGAGGUGGUUCAUGUCAUCAGAGAUCCACAGGCCUGAACGCUGAACAGACGUGAUGGAGCGGUGGUGGGCGUGGCAGUUUGCCCUGGUUGCCCUGGCGACAGUCCUCCCCUCCCACAGUAAAAACAUGGACUCCUUCUCCUCGGAGACGCUCAUCAACAACGUGGUGACGGACGCUCGAUCGGGCCGGCUGUACGUCGGCGCCGUGAACCACCUGUACCAGCUGACCCCCGACCUGCAGAUUGAGUCCCGCACCGAGACCGGACCGAGGCGGGACAACCGGCAGUGCACGCCGCCCGUCACGGACACCUGCGAGGAGGCGACGGACACGGACAACCACAACAAGCUGCUGCUGGUGCAGGAGGCGCGGGACCGUCUGGUGGUGUGCGGCAGCGUGUACCGGGGGAUCUGCUCCCUGAGGAACCUGAGCGACGUGGAUCAGGUGAUCUACUUCAGCGACUCCAAGGGCGAGAAGUCGUACGUGGCGAGCGCCGAGGAGAGCGUCUCCGUGGUGGGAGUGAUGUCACACUUCACCAAGGACCGGGACAACUUCACCGUCUUCCUGGUGGGUAAGGGCUACGGCAGCCAUGACAGCACAAAGCUGAUCUCCACGCGGAUCCUGCAGGACUCCGGGGACUGGGUGAUGUUCGACAGCAUCAUCGAGGCGUCGGCGGUGCAGGCGAACCCCUUCGUGCUGCGCUACCUGCACGACUUCCGCUUCGCCUUCAAGGACAGCGGCUUCGUCUACUUCCUGUUCUCCAGAACGCUCGGCGUCCAGGACACCAAGAACUUCACCUUCAUUUCCCGGAUGUGCGAGGACGACCAGGGGUACUACUCGUACACGGAGCUGCAGCUCAACUGCAGCGCCAGCAACAAGUACAACAAGGCGCAGGCUGCGUAUGUCACAGCUCCCGGAGAAGUGCUGGCUCAGACCAUGAUGGAGUCCGGACAAUAUGGAGUCGUUUCAGCCUCCGAUAAAGUCCUGUUCGUCACCUUCACCUCCGAUGAAGACCCCUUCGGCUCGGCCAUGUGCAUGUACCCGCUGAGCUCCAUCAACAAGCGGCUGGUCGAGAUAAUCGGAGCGUGCUACAGCCACAAAGGCAUCAUCAACGAGAAGCCUGCCGUCUACUCCCCGUACUCGUCCAAAUCUGAGGAGCUGUGCAGCAGCAACAACCAGAAUAACAGGGCGCUCGCAUAUAAAUGUGGAGCUGAGUUCCUGCCCUCCCCGUUGGCCAGUAAGGCCGAGUUCGCCCUGACGUCUAAGCCCUCAUUGACUCGGAAAGGUCACAUGACCGCCGUGGCUGUGGCCGUGGAGAUGGGGCACACUGUGGCGUUCCUCGGCACAUCCACUGGAGAGGUGCUGAAGGUGCAUCUGUCGGCUCAUCCCGAGGUGUACGGCCGGGCGCCGGGCGACGUCACCGGGGACAAAGUCAACAAAAACCUGCUGUUCGAUACGGGGCUGCAACACCUCUACAUCACCACGGAGAAAAAGAUCACCAAGGUGCCGGUGCAGUCCUGCCACCUGAAGACAGACUGUCUGUCCUGCGUCUCCAUGAAGGACCCGUACUGCGGCUGGUGUGUCCUGGAGGGGAAGUGCACCAUGAAGAAGGAGUGCAGCAGGUGGAAGGAGGACAACACCUGGCUGUGGUCUCCAGAUCAGAAGUGUGUUAAGAUCCAAGCCUUCGAUCCCCCCAACCUCAGCUGCAGGAAGACGCAGCAGGUGGAUAUCCACAUCCCUGCGCUCCCGACCCUGCGGAUCUCUGACCGGCUGCAGUGUGUGUUCGGCAGCUUCAGCAGCAAUGGGGUGGUGAUCCUGGAGGACGGUCAGCUGCAGGUCACAUGUUCACUGCCCGACCCCGUGGACAUCCCGGCCACCCCCCCUCAGCAGGACUAUGUGUCCGUCCCGGUCCGAGUGAUGGUGAACAUCAACACCGAAGUGACGUCUGGAGAGUAUCACUUCUACAACUGUGCUGCGACCGUCAGGAAGAACCAGAACACACCGUGUAUAGCGUGUGUAACCAGUGAGUGGGGCUGCCAGUGGAACGCUCAGGAUCACAGCUGCAGCGACGACAGCGACACUGAAGAAGGAGGGCACAUCAUCAAACCACAACAGGCUGGCAGCUGUCCUCAGUUUGAGUCUCCGGAGCCGCUCCUGAUCCCGGUCGGAUACCCGAUCCCGAUCAGCUUCCAGGGCAGAAACCUGGACAUUUACAUGGGUCAGAGGUUUUCCAUCGGCACGGAUCUGAUGAAGGACACGGAGCUGACAGUCAAACAGGAGCAGGGGUCAAAGUUCAAAUUCAACGGAUAUGAGUUCUCCUAUGAUAAGCAGCAGGAGGUGAACGUCUCCUUCCACAUUAUAGACAGAGAAACGGAGAGGAAGAUUGACAGCACGCUGACAGUCUCCCUGUAUAACUGCUCGGUGGACAGGGAGGACUGCAGUCUGUGUAAACACGCUGCUGCUCAGUACGAGUGUGUUUGGUGUUCGUCGUCUCAUUCCUGUGUUUACCGGGAGUUGUGUCCGUCCCAUCAGCCGGCGCAGUGUCCGCCCCCCGAGAUCACCGACAUCAUCCCUCGGUUUGGCCCUCUGAACGGACGCAUCACAGUGACCAUCAAAGGCUCCAACAUGGGGAUCCAGAGCGACGACGUGAGGAAGAUCUCGGUGGCCGGAGUGGAGUGUUUGCAACAGAAGGACAGAUACUCCGUCUCCACCAGUGUGGUGUGUGAGAUCGGCCCUGCAAGGCAAGCCCCCCCCUCCGACCUCCCGGUUGAACGCUCCCUAAGCGGGCCGGUCGAAAUGGACGUGGAGGGGGAGAGGAAGGGGACGUCUCAGGUCUUAUUCACAUACCGGGACCCCAAUCCCCAAGCUGUGCACCCAGUGAAGGGUCCAGCAGCAGGAGGGACAGUGAUCACCAUCAUGGGGGAGGACCUGGACACCGCCACUAUAGACGACGUCUCCGUCUCCAUUGGGGGGGUUCCCUGUGAAGUGCUGACGUUCGGCUCUCAGAUCUCGUGUAAGACGGGGAAAUAUCGGGGGCCCUCAGACAUGUUGCCGGUGACGGUGAGAUACGGGACAAACACGACGAAGGAAAUCCAAACCGCGUACCAGUACUCUGAAAACCCCAAGGUCACAGAUUUUAACCCCAAGAGCAGCUUCUUCUGCGGUGGUCGGAGGAUUGUGGUGGUGGGAAGUGGUUUUGAUCUGAUCCAGAGAGCCACCAUGGAAGUCCUGCACGCCACCGAUGAGUUCUCACAGAACCCCGCACCUGUACAGUUCGUGCAGGAGUAUCUGAGUAAGAACGACACGGUGCUGCAGUUUCUGUCUCCGGCGGUGAACUGCUGCGUGGACAGCACGUUGCUGCGCUCCGUCCUCUGGAUGGACGACGAGAAGGAGGAGCUGAAAGGCUUCGACUACCAUCCGGAUCCCAGCUUCACCCCGCUGCUGAAGAACAUCAUCACCGAGACCAGCAUCAUCAUCGUCAACGGGCGAGGUUUCUCUAAAGCCAUGACGGCCAAAGAGGCGCAGGCGUUCGUUGGAGACGCCUCCUGUCUCGUCAACAUCCUGCAGGAUGAUAGGCUGAUCCUGGAGGCUCCGUCCUCUCAGCCCAGGUCCAGAUCCAAACGCCAGCGCAGAGACACCACCAACGACCUGCUGGAGCUCGUGGUGAAGUUCGGUCACGGUGAGUGGAUGGUGGGGUCGGUUUACUACGCCCGGAAAGACGACAUCCCUCUGGCCAUCAUCAUCCCCGCUGUGAUCAUCCCGAUGCUCCUCUUCAUCGCCAUCUCCGUCUACUGCUACAGGAGGAAGAGCCAGCAGGCGGAGCGGGAAUACGAGAAGGUGAAACACCAGCUGGAGAAUCUGGAGGAGAGCGUCCGGGAUCGCUGCAAGAAGGAGUUCACCGACCUGAUGAUAGAGAUGGAGGACCACACCAGCGACCUGAGCGAGGCGCGGAUCCCCUUCCUGGAUUAUAAAACGUACACCGACAGGAACUUCUUCCUGCCCACGAAGGACGGCGCCGACGACACCAUGAUCACCGGGAAAAUACAAAUCCCAGAAGCCCGCAAGGCCAUCGUGGCUCAGGCUCUGAACCAGUUCUCCAACCUGCUCAACAGCAAACCCUUCCUCAUCAACUUUAUCCGCACGUUGGAGAGCCGUCCGGACUUUAACGCUCGCGCUCGCGGUUACUUCGCCUCGCUGCUGACGGUGGCGCUGCACGGGAAGCUGGAGUACUACACCGACAUCAUGAGGACGCUGCUGCUGGAGCUGAUGGACGAACACGUGCAGAGCAAGAACCCCAAACUCAUGCUGCGCAGGUCAGAGACGGUGGUGGAGAGGAUGCUCUGUAAUUGGAUGUCCAUCUGUAUCUAUCAGUUCCUCAGGGACACAGCAGGGGAGCCUCUCUAUAAGCUGUUCAAGGCGUUGAAGCAUCAGGUGGAGAAGGGGCCGGUCGACGCCAAGAUGAAGAAAGCCAAAUACACUCUGAACGACACGGGGCUGCUGGGAGACGAUGUGGAGUACUCAGUACUGACUCUGCAGGUGUUGGUGCACGGGGAGGGGCCCGAUGUGACUCCAGUGAAGGUGUUGAACUGCGACUCCAUCACACAGGUGAAGGAGAAGAUCAUCGACCAGGUGUACAGGAACCUGCCGUACUCUCAGAGACCAGAGGUGGAGAGUGUUGCUCUGGAGUGGCGUCCGGGCUCCACGGGUCAGAUCCUGUCCGACCUCGACCUGACCUCUCAGAAGGAGGGCCGCUGGAAGAGACUCAACACACUCGCUCAUUACAACGUCCGAGAUAACGCCACGCUGGUUCUGUCCAGAGUUCUACACACACAGUCCUUCCACCAGCACCAAGACAACUACGAAGAGAAGAACGCACUGCUGGAGGAUGACCACACCUACCACCUGGUGCGUCCGGCCGAUGAGAUGGACGAGGGGAAGUCGAAGAGAGGAAGCAUGAAGGACAAGGCCAUGACGAAGGCCAUCACCGAGAUCUACCUCACCAGACUGCUGUCCGUCAAGGGCACUCUGCAGCAGUUUGUGGACAACUUCUUCCGCAGCGUGUUGUGUUCGAGUACCGUGGUUCCUCCGGCCGUCAAAUACUUCUUCGACUUCCUGGACGAGCAGGCGCUGCGACACGACAACGUAGACGAGGAGACGCUGCACAUCUGGAAGACCAACAGUUUGCCUCUGCGGUUCUGGGUGAACAUCCUGAGGAACCCUCACUUCAUCGUGGACGUCCACGUGACGGAGGUGGUGGACGCUUCGCUGCACGUCAUCGCUCAGACCUUCAUGGACGCCUGCACCAAGACGGAGCACAAACUCAGCAGAGAGUCUCCCAGCAACAAGCUGCUCUAUGCAAAAGAGAUUUCCACGUACAAGAAGAUGGUGGACGAUUACUACAAGGGCAUCAGGCAGAUGGUCCCCGUCAGUGAUCAGGACAUGAACACACACCUUGCUGAGGUGUCCAGGCAACACACACACAAGCUGAACACCGAGUUGGCCUUACAUCAGCUGUACCAGUACGCCAGCAAGUACUACGAUGUGAUCAUCCAGUCGCUGGACGAGGACCCGGCUGCCCAGAAUAAGCAGCUGACGCUCCGCCUCCAACAGAUCGCCGCUGCCCUGGAGAACAAAGUCACCGACCUUUGACUACGCCCUCAGUGAGGGGCUGGGGGGCUGGAGCUUACGGAUACUAAAACACAGGAUGUUGUUUCCCAUGUAUGGACCUAAAGGAGGACGAGCUCACAGACUCUAAGGAAUGUUUGACCAUAUAAGGACUGAAGUGGGAGGGGCUAGUGCAGCCACAGGAAGCUGUUGACCACAUAAGGACUGAAGGAGGGAGAGGUUACGAAGAGUUUUGGACAAGUUAAGAGUGGUGGGAACAAAAGCGACGUACUUUCACCGCCAGAAAGAAAGCACCAAGAAGGCGAUUUAAAAAUGGGUGUGUGUGAUAUCAAAGGGUUACUUUUUUAAUUUGGGGUGUGUGAUCCUCGGUCCUUAUUGCUUCUCUGCACCGCACAUUGUAUUUUAUCAUUCGAGGAGUAAAGACGAAAGGAGUGCCACUUUUUUGGACGAAGAAUUUACAUGAAGACAUUACCAAAUAUUCCUUUUUGUGACGCAGCCCUUUUUCUGGAAGAACCUCCACUUUUUUGUUGCCGUUUGACAGCGUCUCGACUCUGGAUGUGAGGUGGAUUUACCUCUGGAUCUAAGGGUCCGUUUAUUUGUUCCCACACUGAGAAGUCUGAUCUUCUGUCAGUGAAAGAGAAUCGUUUCAUCCUAACUCAUCAAUUAUUUAAUCGACCAAUGAAAACCCACUAACGGUACACACCACUGGCCAAUCAGGGCUCUUGGUUGAGGAGAGUGAAUUCAGGGUACGAUGUCCAAAAAACCACAACGGUUUAACUUUUUGUUAUCACAGCCAAAUGUUGUUUUUCAGAUCAGAUGUUGUGUUUCUACGCCGAUGACACCACGCAGAUUAUUGAAAUCACCGCUAAGUAAUUUUUAGUUGAGUAUUAUUGUCUGUAUGCAGAGGCUUUGCUUUUCCAUAUAUGAGAAUACUCUUUUCAGUGGACUGAGACGAUGCCACUUCAUUGCUUUAUUUUGUGAAGUGUUUAUCAGGGUGGUCCAUAUCCUGUGUGUGUGUGUGUGUGUGUGUUUCUUGCUUGUUUUUACUUCCCGUUCAAAAUCAUGUCGGCCUAAUAAUGUUUAAAAAUCGCUUUUAUCAUUUAAUGUGAUUUGUUUUAUAAUCCUUUUAGUUUCACUUCUGACUGCCCUUCAUAUAUAAUGCUGCUUUUCAUUUCUGCGCACAUGAGAGGAAAUUACGAAAGUGUCUUCUGAAGACAGGGUAUCCAUGCAUCCUUCAAAAAGGCGUCAAAUAAAUCUAAAUGUGAGGUGUCAAAUGUAUUAAAUCCAGUUAUUUUAUGGCCUAUUCGACUACCAUGCUUUGCAAGUGUUCUUCAAACUGCAAUAUGACCUAAAGAAAUGUUAUCAGUAUUUUACUUGACUUUACCAGGGUGUCGAGCUAAGGUACGUCCAUUUAAAACUCACGUUCAAACACAAGUUGGAAGAUUUAAAAUGCCUUAAAAAGAUGUAACGAUAAUAUAAAGUGACAGUAUAUUUACAUUAUUUACUGUGUCCUAAUUAAAUAAAGGAAUCUGUUAGAAAAACAAAAAUGAAGCUUUUAUUCCAAAUAUUGAUUUAUUUUUCUUAACUUUGACAUCAAAUACAAACACACUUAUUAAGCCCCGCCCACUUUCAGGUGAACAUCCUGCAUCAGAGAGGAUUGGGAAAUAACAGUGUCUUCACGUCUUAAAGCUGCUGAGUCCUACAUCGCACCUCAACAACAAAUAGAUCCAGAGCUCCGGUUCCUUUACUUCCUCUCCAGAAAAAAGGAGAUUAAAGAAAGGAUCAGAAAUCUCAGUCUCAGUGUCAGCCUGCUGCCUGCCACUCGUCCCCCGGCAGACCCACCGGACAUCCAUCCCCUAUUUAUUCUCCGUAAGCUGUCUCUGCCGUCUGACCAGACAUCUGACCCCACCUCCAUAUCUCUGGACUCAUUACACCCUUUCUGACCAACAGAGAUAUUGUUUCCUGGCAGCACUUCAACAUUUCACGGGGGAAAUCUGCAUUUUGGUUUGAGGGGGGGCGCCCACAGUGAGAGGGAGCAGAGACCCUGGUACUGGUUUAGACAAAACCCUGAAUGGCAUUAAACAUAAAGGAAAUACAUGUUAGUUUGUGUAGGUGUUUCUUCGUUUGAUUUGAUUUAAUUAAGGCAAUUUAAAUCUUCCACCAAAAACACAAUGAAAGAACAUUAUUGCAAAUUAUUUUCUCACAAUCUGCAUAAAACGUGCCUCGUCCUAAAAUGUGUCAUCAUGAGGUUUGUUAAAUAACGAAAAGGCUGGUUUAAUCUCCUAAACUGCACAUUAAUCCUCCUUACCUUAAAAUCAUAAUAUAUGUGCAUUAUUCUUUGCCUUCUGAGCCCAGACGACCUGCUUUAUGUAGCGAGUUAAUGUAAAAUACUUGCAGUUUGUAAGCUGGAGAAAAGACGUUCUGCUUUUUUUGGUGGAUUUAUUGAAUAUUUACAAACUGCAUCUUUAAAAUAUGAAGCAAUAGAACCUUUCGUUUAACUUCUCUUCACAUAUUUCCAGGGGUUUCUCUCUCCGAAAUGUGUUUAUGGAAGCCGCAUUUGUGCCAAAAAUCUUCUAUCUGUGUAAAAUAUCCUGAAAUAAGUUGAACAAACAGCUGUGUAUUGAAAAGUCUGAUGGUCCUUUCAUAUAUAAGAUAACCGCUGAAAUGGGAAGGGUCUUCUUUUGGAGGUUGCUGUCAUUUCUGGGAAUAUUUCACCAGCUUUUCAUAGCUAAGUGCCACGUUUGCAUCAAAUCUCUUCUAAUUCUUCAAAUGUAGUUUAUUAAAGAGGCCCUAUUCCUCUGUAGUGUGUUCUAGAGGUUUCAGUGCAUGUAAAUGGUCUGCAAAGGCUAAAAUCCCAAAGUUCCGGAUCAUAGUGACAGCACUUUGUAACGCUUCUAUUGGCUAGUGCUCCAACACAGUGUAGGCUAAGGGGCGGGACAUCCUUAAACUGUUGACCGAUCACAACCGAGCCGGCCAGCUAACCAAUCCGAGCAGACUGGGCUCUGGUUUCAGACAGAGGGUGAAAAGAGGAGCUGCAGCACAGGCAGUCUGAGAAACAUAAAGAGCUUUCUGAACAUUGAAGCAUGGAGACAUGUCCCAGGAGAGACACUAAAUGGAAGUAUGACCCUGAUGAGUGGCAGAAUAUGAUAUCUCUACAGCUUCUUUCUGCCUUCUUUUUGCCACCAGUGAGUGCCUUAAAGAGUAACACUGAAAGAAGAUUUGGAAGUAAAAGCCAAAAAAAAAAAAGGUCACGUACAUGUUUGUCUUUCUUUCUCAAUUCAUGCAAAAGAAAGUAAAAAAAUCAAGCCGUUCACUCGCUCCUAAAGCCCAGACUAUACACACCAAUCUUCUAUUUUUGGGAGAAAUUAUGACAUUUUACAGCAGAAUGUCAACUUUUUGAAUCCUUUAAUUUAAAAACCACUUGAAAUAUUGGCAUCUGCACAGUGCUUUGUGAACCAUGGACGGCUUAGUGUAAAACCUUUGAACCAUACUUCUAUAUUCCCCGUGCUCCAGACAUUUUUGAGUAUGGUUUGGAUGUUUAAUUGAGGGGUUUUUCGGGUCACAGGGGUACAGGAAAAUGUCGAUGUGUGAUGACUUUUGGGGACUCGGAUCAAAUAGAGUUAUAUGUCAACUAUUUGGAGGAUCUGUGUGUGUGAACGUUUGAUAAAUGUGGUUUUAAGAGGCACAAAGUUUGAGUUCUGAGAGGUUUUGAAUGUUAACCGGCCCACUGGUACUGAUGUUUAUACCAUUGUUAAAGAGUUUGUACGUCGACUCUCCUAAUGUUCAUUCUUGUUACGUCGUAGUAGGAAGUGAAUGGUUUUCGGAUGGACUGGACCAAGUUUAGUUUUAGGCAGAAACAGGUCUUUACUUUAGGUCUGGAGCCCAAAUCUAUGACUCUUCUGAGGGAGGGGAGACGUGGGAGAAAAAUCCAGAUCCAGAAUAUCCAAUAAAAGAUGUUUAUACAAAUGGAAAA